AUCUUUAAAAUAAAUAUCUUUAAAGUAAAAAAAAAUAUGGAUAUAGAAUAAUUACAUUAAUAUUAACUUUCUCAAUAAUUUGCUUGUCAUACAUAAGGUGUUAGAUGUGUCCAUAUAGAAAAAAACUUCCUUAUAAGUGGAUCUACAGAUAAAACUGUAAAAAUAUUCUAAUUUGUAUAAGAAUUAAAGAAAUACGAAUUAUUAUAUGAAGCUAACUUUUUCGACGAUUAUAUAUACUCAGUUAAAGUCUUACAAAAUGGAAAUGGUUUUAUUAUUGGAAGUAAAGAUAAAAAUAUAUAUAUAUUAGAUUUAAGUGGAAACCCAAUAUAAGUAUUAAAUGGACAUGAAGGACCAGUAAAUAGUUUAUGCCAAUAUAAUGAUAAUACAUUAAUUAGUGGAAGUUGGGAUGCAAGCAGUCGCAUAUGGAAUUUUCAGGAAGGAAAAGAAAUAAAAAAACUGGAAGGUCAUUCUUAUGCUGUAUGUGUUUUGGGAAUUAAUAGUUAAGAUUUAAUUAUUACUGGCUCUUAGGACGGAAUCAUGCAUUUCUGGUAGUUUUCUAGCUUUAAAGAAAUCAGGAAAAUUAAGGCUCAUAAAGAUAUUAUUAGGGAAAUUCAAUAUAUUGAAGAAAGUGGACUUUUAUUGAGCUGCUCAAAUGAUAUGACGCUCAAAGUUUGGAGUUUAGAAGGAGAUUAGGUUAACGUUUUAGAAGGACAUAGUGGCUUUGUAUUUAGUUGUGUAUGCUUUUCAUUCGGAAACUAUGUUUCGGGAGGAGAAGAUGCCUUAAUGAAUAUUUGGAAAGGAGAAACUUGUAUAUAAGGUUUAAAACAUCCAGGUACAGUAUGGAAUAUAUGUAUAAAUAGAUAUAAUAUGGAUAUUAUUAGUGCCUGUUCAGAUGGUAAUGUGAGAGUUUUUGUAAAAGAUGACGCAGAAAGGACAGCCGGGAGGGAAGAAAUUGAAGAUUUCGAGAAAAAAGCAGCAGUUUAGAAAGGCGUUUCAAACGAUGAAAUAUCUAAACUGCCAAAAGUAGAGGAAAAAGAGAGUUUUUAAGGGAAAAAAAAAGGGGAAAUUAAACUUUUUAGAAAUGGAGAUGUCGCCGAGGCUUUUUAAUGGGAUUUGGAGAAAGGAAUAUGGGAAAAAAUAGGGGAAGUUUUAAACUAAUAAAAUGGAUCUUUUUAGAAAAAACUUUAUGAAGGAGAUAGCGUUUUUCCUAAAGGAAAUUACGAUUAUAUUUUCUAGGUAGAAGAUGAUAGUGGAUUUUAAAAAAAGUUGCCUUUUAAUAAUAAUGAUAAUCCUUUAGAAAUCGCAGAAAAAUAUUGCGUUAGGGAAUAAAUUAGUAAGGGAAAUGUUGAAUAAAUUAGAAAAUUUUUAAUAGCUAAUUCUAAUUGUACGUAGAAUCAAUAAUAAUAAUAAGGAUAAUAAUCACAACAACACUAAAACUACUAAAACUAAUAAGUUUAAAAAAAAGAUAAAACAUAUACAUAUUUUACAGUUUCAAAUUUAAAUUAUUACGAACAAAUGAAUAUAGAAGGAAUGAAGAAAAAAUUUAACGAAAUAAACUUGAUUUUAAAGGAUACAGACCAUUAUUUAAACGAUAAACAGCUUUUCUCUUUAAACUUUAUGUUAGAUAUGUUAUAAAAGACUAAUAUGUAUCAUAAUUCUAAGCUUUCUUAGCCUCAAUUAGAAGUUUUUACUUUAAAAUUAUUAAAAUGGCCUUAAGAACAUAUACUUCCUGUAUUAGAUUUAUUCCGUAUUUUUGCUCUACAUCCAUAAUCAGACUCACUAUUUACAGGUGUAGAUAGUGGUUUAAAUUAUUUUACGAUUUUAAUAGGCGGAUUGGGUAGUUUAAAUGAAAUUGGAAAGGGUUUGAUUAUGAAGACUUUAUGUAAUUUAUUUUCAUAGACUAACGGGAAAUAUGGGAUGUUUUAACAUUGUAGAUUUUUAAUUGAAGGAAUAAAGUAUUUAAGGAAUUCAUAAAAUUAAAAUUUGAGAAAUUGCCUUGUUUGUUUUUUUUAUAAUGUUUCGGCGGAAAUCGUGUUUAAUUAAAAUUAUAAAAACGAGAAUAUUUUAGCCUUUUUAGAAGAAUUAAUCUAAGUUUUCUAAACUGAAAAUAAUCCCGAUAAUAUUCUUAGGAUUUUAAUUAGUUUUGGAAAUUUCGUUAUUAAAUAUGAAAACGUUAGUAAAUAAGUUUUAUAAAAAGUAGAUUUCGCCGGAAAACUAAUAUAAUUUUAAGACUAAAAAAUUUAAUAAUGUCUAACUGAAUUAAACGAUGCAUUAGAAUAUAUAAUGCCCUUAAUUUUAAUUUCCUAUAUGUACAAUUACUGCGAAAAAUUUUGA
Messenger RNA from Ichthyophthirius multifiliis, 2334 nucleotides. RefSeq names its product phospholipase a2 activating, putative. The transcript has 5 exons. Gene Ontology annotation, biological process: ubiquitin recycling; proteasome-mediated ubiquitin-dependent protein catabolic process. The record is from RefSeq and is a predicted model, not a curated record. NCBI's taxonomy places the organism in Eukaryota, Ciliophora, Oligohymenophorea, Hymenostomatida. Gene Ontology annotation, cellular component: cytoplasm; nucleus. Gene Ontology annotation, molecular function: ubiquitin binding.